Molecule: messenger RNA, 606 nt
Organism: Prorocentrum cordatum
Lineage: Eukaryota; Dinophyceae; Prorocentrales; Prorocentraceae
Source: the annotation of a GenBank genome assembly
AUGUUGCUCAGCGCGAUGAGACGCGAUGUCGCCUACAGCCUCUUGCUGGAGCUGGCCACCGAGGAGAGCGAGGUGAUCACCAGCUCUCUGGUGCUCAAGUGCCUGCGCAAGCUGAACAAGACCCUCGCGACGGCCAGGCAGCCCGACCAGGAGGUCACCGGGGUCAUGGAGGUCCUAAGGGCGUGGCUGCAGCGGGCCCACGCGAGGCUCGCCCAGGGCGCGGCGGAGGGCCCCGGGGGGCCGGUGGACGUGGCCGUCUCCGCGCUGAUGGAGGGCGCCAAGGAGGUGGCCGCAAGCGCGCAGAACGCGAGCCCGCGGGCGGUCGAGGCGUGGCUGCGGCAGGCCAGGGGCCCGGAGGCCGACGCGCUGCAGGAGCUGGCUCUCUGCGGGCGGCAAGGAGAACGUGCCCGCCGCCCCCGGAGCGCCUCAGGAGGCUGCAGCCCUCGCGCCCAAGGAGGGCAAGCAGGGCGCCUCGGGCCGGCAGUCCUCGGCGCAGCGGCGGCGCGCCUCGUCGCCCGCGAAGCUCAGCGCCUCGCCGUCGCCCGCGCGGGCGGGCGCGCCCGGCGCGGCCAGGACAGAAUUUGGUGCAGUGACGGGGAGAUCUAA